This is a messenger RNA of Raphanus sativus (radish), 1309 nucleotides long. RefSeq names its product starch synthase 3, chloroplastic/amyloplastic-like. NCBI's taxonomy places the organism in Eukaryota, Viridiplantae, Streptophyta, Magnoliopsida, Brassicales, Brassicaceae. The transcript has 7 exons. Bases 882 to 1175 code for a protein of 97 amino acids. The record is from RefSeq and is a predicted model, not a curated record.
AUUGGAAGUUUAUCACUAAAAAAAUAUCUUUUUAACUAAAACAAAUAUAUCAUAUUGUUUUAUUUAUAUAAUCAUAAAAAUAGAAUAAAAAAAUAAUUGUAACUAAGAACAUUAUUAGUGUGCUUUAGACGCCAAAUAAGUAUAGACCGGCACUGCUUAAUGGCGCUAAAUCCUUUGGUCCUCAACAUGUAACAGGACAUUCUUCACUGUCACGACUGGUCCAGUGCUCCAGUUUCAUGGUUGUUCAAGGAUCAUUACACGCAUUACGGUCUAGUUAAAACCCGUGUUGUCUUCACAAUCCAUAAUUUGGAAUUUGGGGCUGGUGCCAUUGGCAAAGCCAUGACAUUUGCAGAUAAAGCGACUACAGUGUCACGAACGUAUGCCAAGGAAGUAGCUGGAAACUCUGUAAUCUCUCCACAUUUAUACAAGUUCCACGGAAUAGUAAACGGUAUCGACCCUGAUAUAUGGGAUCCAUAUAACGAUAGCUUCAUACCCGUUCCUUAUACAUCAGAAAACGUCGUAGAAGGCAAAAGAGUAGCCAAGGAAGAACUGCAAAACAGGCUUGGACUACAGAGUGCUGAUCUUCCUGUAGUGGGAAUCGUUACGCGUUUAACUCACCAAAAAGGAAUACAUUUGAUCAAGCACGCUAUUUGGCGUACCUUGGAACGCAAUGGACAGGUUGUGUUGCUAGGUUCAGCACCGGAUCCACGGAUCCAAAACGACUUCGUGAACUUGGCAAACCAAUUGCAUUCUACUCACGGUGACAGAGCUCGGUUGUUCUAACCUACGAUGAACCUCUUUCCCAUUUGAUAUACGCAGGGGCUGACUUUAUUCUUGUACCGUCCAUAUUUGAGCCGUGUGGGCUGACACAGCUCAUAGCCAUGAGAUACGGCUCUGUUCCUGUCGUAAGAAAAACUGGAGGACUCUACGACACGGUUUUUGAUGUGGACCAUGAUAAAGAAAGGGCACAAGCUCAAGUUCUAGAACCUAAUGGCUUCAGCUUCGACGGGGCUGAUGCUCCUGGUGUGGAUUAUGCUCUCAAUAGGGCGAUAUCGGCUUGGUACGAUGGGAGAGAGUGGUUUAACUCACUGUGUAAGACGGUGAUGGAGCAAGACUGGUCAUGGAAUCGUCCUGCACUUGAGUACAUUGAGCUCUAUCACUCUGCACGCAAGUGAGAAAAAGGAUAGUAGAAAAUUUAUCUUUGUAUGUACAGAAAUUAGCUUUUGGUUCUUUCUUUCUGUUAAUGUUCCCAAAGAAUUUAAAGUAAUUCUGAAUAAAAUAAAGAUAAGCAAAGUUUGUUUAUCACAUA